Messenger RNA from Strongylocentrotus purpuratus (purple sea urchin), 2441 nucleotides. Its product is annotated as testis, prostate and placenta-expressed protein-like. The transcript is spliced from 7 exons. The record is from RefSeq and is a predicted model, not a curated record. NCBI's taxonomy places the organism in Eukaryota, Metazoa, Echinodermata, Echinoidea, Camarodonta, Strongylocentrotidae. The coding region runs from base 205 to 825 and encodes 206 amino acids.
CUUAGCGCACCGGCAACAAGUGAACUGUGUUUAACACAAACAACAUCUCCAGCGUCUUAUCUUUUUAUAGCUUGAGUGGCCAGUACAAAGUUCGAACACGAUUCCCAUACUCAUCAUCUCCAAUAUUCAGCAGCAAAAGAGGAUCUUGCUUCGCUAUAUAAUAUCAAAGUGUUUCUUAAAUAUUUCAAUAGUUAAUAUCUGAAAAUGCCGACGGUAGAAGUACCAUAUUAUGUCCCGCAAUACCCUACUUUUAGGAGGGCCCAGUUGGCGGCGGUCAAGGAGGGUUUAUACCACCCCUCCCUACCAACCUUUAGGCGUAUGGACAUGGACACAGCUGCCCAUAGACUGCCGGACGAACAUUGCAGGACUACCACUGGUGUAGGACCAGCUGACUUUCAGAACGCCACUGCCACUUAUUUCCAGCCACCAGCAAACACCUACAACGGAGCGAACAUCACCGACACUGGAAGAUUAUUGCGAGAAACGAUGAAAGACGAUGUCAAAUCACUACGUCUUGACUGGGCUAAAGCUAAAGAUAUCAAAGAACUACCACAGAUUAAAAACACAGGACAACUGAGAUUUAGUGGGUAUGCAGUGAGGUACCAGAAGCCAGCCAUUAGCGGUUCGUGGAGAUACACCUUUACACAGGAGCCUCGUCUUGAUCAAUAUGGCCAGCGACCAGUUCCUGCCAACAUCUACAGUCGUUACCGAGACACGUUCCCUCAGUACAGCCGCAACAUGUCAACAGACGCCUUCCGUUACCCCCCCCCCCCCCCCCCCCCCCCCCCCCCUAGAGUCACGUGCUCCUUGCUAGAUAUCGCAUAAUUAAUCAAGUACAACCAGGGAAUCUGAAACUGUACGAAUCGAUUUGUAAGGGUGUUCUAAUAUUGAAAGACUCAAGCUGCAAAAUUGCUAGGUAUUAUAAUAUUAUGCCAUGAAGAAUAGAACAAAAGUCGUUUCAACAUAGAGGUAUUUUAGGAACAUUAAGAUAAGAUGGUUCAUGGGGCUUUACGUUACUACUACAAAUUCAAAUAUAUUAAAAGAUUAUUUAUAUCGUAGGAACGAAAUGGAAAGAACAAAUCGGAACGAAUUUUAUGUUAAAUGUUUGAUGUGUGUGCUUAAACGCUGCAUAGUAUUUUAUAUUGCCAUGUUUCAUUUUUAUGAGUGGAGGGUGUCUUUUUAGUGCUCUCGUAAAAACGAAUAGACUGAAAAAUGAAAUAAUUUGUACAAUGAAUAUCGAAAUUAUUUACCAUACUGUAGGCCUUUCCAUUAUUAUCAUUACCUUUUUUCUCACUUGAUUCAAUCCCUGUUCAGGGAAACAUAUACUUUCCUUGAAAUAUAUUUGUAUCAGGUAACCAUGACGUUUAGUGGUAUUUUCUUUUGCAUUUUGCAUGUAUCUGAUAGCUUCUAAUAUAUCAUAAUUGACAUCUUCGGUGGUAAACGCUUUAUAAGCGACGUUUUGAUUAUUAUUAUAUUAUUAUUAUCUAAUGGUCUAUUUUGUUGAAUAUGCUGUGCAUAUAAGCGGGCCUGGAGCCUACUAUGAUCAAUCUUUUUUAAAUUUUUUUUUUAAGUGUCCUAAAAACUCUUUAUAAUGAUAGAACGAUCUCAAACACUUUCCCCAAAAUCAACCUGAGGCGAUUCUCUCGUGUUGAAAUAUGCGAGCAGCACAGUGGCAACUUACGGAAACUGAACUUGAUAUCUUAAGGGUUAAUGAAAUGGCCCUCACUUUGAAUGCUUGAAAGUAUUUGCGGUCAUCUUAUAGUAUAGCUGCAGUUGUAGCAGUUUCGCUUAACAUUAACGGUAUUCUCCGCCAUAUUUUUAUUUUCUGUAGACUCCAAAAAUUGUAUUCCAGUGAAAUGUUGGCCAGUAUUUUUUCCUUAUCAAAACACUAUGCAAAAGUUAAAUUGAUCUUGAAGCAAUAGCAGUUAAUCAUGCGAAAAACGUUUUAUUUACUUUUAUAUUUGAUUAUGGAUUUUGAGUCAGUAAAGGGUGAGAAUGGGCGAGAGAGAGAGAGAGAGAGAGAGAGAGAGAAAGAGAGAGAGAGAGAGAGAGAAAGAAAAGGGGGGGGGGUAAAUAUGAGAACGUUUUUUUUUUAAUUGAUUGUGUGUCAACAACGAUGACACUUUAUUUGAUGUUUUUGCAAUGCAGUUAUUCCGUCCAUGCAUGUAAAUGUUAAAAAUAAACGACGAUUAUGAUGAUACAUGUGUAUAAAUCAUUAUCCAUUUCUGUAUUCAUCCAUACGUGAUACUUUCGUCAAUGUUAUCAACGUGUUGGUGCAAGGAAAAUGCCAGAAUAUUUUAUGUGAUGGCCGUAUGUUCAUCAGCAGUCGAAAAUGUCGGGAUACAUUUAUUAUUGAUGUGUGCUGUGUGCCAUGUUAUGUAAAUAAUAAUAUACGUACAUGCGUAAAGUCAUUUUGCAAUAAAUGUCACUUCAAACUGUAA